AUGUGCAUGGUCGCUGAGGCGUUGACAGUCAACAUGGUAUUUCGAAGUACUGCAUUGACAGUGGUGAACUUGUUGUUGGUUGCUGUGGCAAUUAUCAUUGUCGCGUAUCUGCAGUGGAUUGAUGGAUGGCCCGUACGAGAUCUCCUGCUGCCCAUGUGCGGUGUGCCCAUUGCCGUCGGCAACAUCAUGUUGGCAGCCUCGUUAUUCUCCAGGGUUCCGAAAGCACCAGCGGCCCCGUUUUAUGAGGAUGAUGAGACAAGCUCGGAGCGUGAGCACCGCCUGGCCCUAGAAGGCCAGCGCAACAAAUUCAUCUUGUUUGCGGUAGCACUGCUACUCGCGUCCUUCAUCCUGCCCGUUGUAGCUCUGGUGAUGACACUGGAAUUCCUGAGCCAACUGCAGACCGGCAUCGUGAAUUUGUGA
Molecule: messenger RNA, 420 nt
Organism: Symbiodinium sp. CCMP2456
Lineage: Eukaryota; Dinophyceae; Suessiales; Symbiodiniaceae
Source: the annotation of a GenBank genome assembly